This is a messenger RNA of Haliotis rufescens (red abalone), 846 nucleotides long. RefSeq lists its product as uncharacterized. The transcript is spliced from 2 exons. NCBI's taxonomy places the organism in Eukaryota, Metazoa, Mollusca, Gastropoda, Lepetellida, Haliotidae. Bases 1 to 846 code for a protein of 281 amino acids. The record is from RefSeq and is a predicted model, not a curated record.
AUGGCAUACCAGGUGCUGUCCAUACAGGAAUCGGAAUAUCAGGUGCUGUCCAUACAGGAAGCGGCAUACCAGGUGCUGUCCAUACAGGAUGUGGCAUACCAGGUGCUUUCCAUACAUGUGAUGGCAUACCAGGUGCUGUCCAUACAGGAGUUUGCAUACCAGGUGCUGUCAAUACAGGAGGUGGCAUACCAGGUGCUCUCCAUACAGAAAGCGCCUUACCUGGUGCUGUCCAUACAGGAGAUGGCAUACCAGGUGCUGUCCAUACAGGAGGUGGCAUACCAGGUGUUGUCCAUACAAGAGUUUGCAUACCUGGUACUGUCCAUACAGGAGGUGGCAUACCAGGUGCUGUCCAUACAGGAGGUGGCAUACCAGGUGCUGUCCAUACAGGAGGUGGCAUACCAGGUGCUGUCCAUACAGGAGGUGGCAUACCAGGCGCUGUCCAUACAGGAGGUGGCAUACCAGGUGCUGUCCAUACAGGAGGUGGCAUACCAGGUGCUGUCCAUACAGAAGGUGGCAUACCAGGUGCUGUCCAUACAGGAGAUGGCAUACCAGGUGCUGUCCAUACAGGAAGCGGAAUAUCAGGUGCUGUCCAUACAGGAGGUGGCAUACCAGGUGCUGUCCAUACAGGAUAUGGCAUACCAGGUGCUGUCCAUACAGGAGUUUGCAUACCUGGUGCUGUCCAUACAGGAGGAGAUUGCAUACCAGGUGCUGUCCAUACAGGAGUUUGCAUACCAGGUGCUGUCCAUACAGGAAUUUGCAUAUCAGGUGCUGUCCAUACAGGAGGUGGAAUAUCAGGUGUUGUCCAUACAGGAGGCGGCAUACCAGGUGCUGUACAUACAGGAGUAG